AUGCUAGCAAUCAAUGCUCACUGGAUGUCCUCUGCUUUACAGCAAUAUCGAGCUCGUAUUGAGUUCGUUGAAAUCGAAGGCAGCCACUCUGGAGAGAACCUUGCUAAUAUCGUUGCGACGGUUCUCGAGAGGUUUCAAAUAUCUGAUAAAGUUAUGACAAUUACAGCUGACAACGCAUCGAAUAACGAUACCCUACACCGAUAUCUCUACCAAAGGUUGUCUCAGCGGUACGAUGAGUACCUGGCCGAGACCAUCAUCCGAGAAGGGACGAUAAAGUUUACCCCUAACUCCCAAAUCCGCUGCUUUGCUCACAUCUUGAACUUGGUUAUGAAAACUAUCUUGAGGUCUUUACGCGCUAGUUCGCAUAAGGAAGCCUGUGAUCUCCUUGACGAUGUUGCCAAGAGGAGCUGGAAGACGGUUAACGCUCCUUCUUCGCCUAUUGCAAAGCUUCGAAUACUUGUGCUUUGGAUUGCGCAAUCUCCUCAGCGGAUACAGAAGUGGGAUAAUCGACCGGGCUGUACAAAAGCUAUCAAUUUCGAUGUUGAUACUCGUUGGAACUCUACCUUUGUUAUGAUUGUGAGAGCUGAAGAGUUUCGCCGUCAGCUCGAAGAUACAGUUAACGAUGACCCAGAUAUCAAGGCCUUACGUCUCACACCCAACGACUGGAGACAGCUCUCGGAUAUUAAAAAAUCCUGGCUCCCUUCAACGAAUAUACCGAAGCUCUGUUCUAUACUCCUCGCUAUCAAGGAGCGACGCGGCGAGUGGCAGACGGUCUUCCCAGCAAUCACUGGACCUAUUUCCGAUGGAAUAUCGCUCCUGGAGAAGUAUCACGACUGCGUCAAAGACAACGGCAUAUACUAUAUCGCAAGCGUUCUAGACCCUCGAAUCAAGACCAAGUGGCUCAAAACGCUACCAGAUGGAGAGAAGAAUAUUGACCGAAUCCGGGAGUUCCUGAAGAAAGCAUAUUCCACUCCAAAACAGCCUGUAUCGACUACUCCAAGCACCAAUUGGAAGAACUUCUAA
Messenger RNA from Penicillium brevicompactum, 1023 nucleotides. RefSeq lists its product as uncharacterized. The record is from RefSeq and is a predicted model, not a curated record. The transcript is spliced from 2 exons. Lineage: Eukaryota; Fungi; Ascomycota; Eurotiomycetes; Eurotiales; Aspergillaceae. Bases 1 to 1023 code for a protein of 340 amino acids.